Cynoglossus semilaevis (tongue sole) is the source of this 3424-nucleotide messenger RNA. RefSeq names its product complexin 3b (gene cplx3b). The record is from RefSeq and is a predicted model, not a curated record. Gene Ontology annotation, cellular component: SNARE complex; terminal bouton. Gene Ontology annotation, biological process: neurotransmitter transport; regulation of neurotransmitter secretion; synaptic vesicle exocytosis. Gene Ontology annotation, molecular function: syntaxin binding. Lineage: Eukaryota; Metazoa; Chordata; Actinopteri; Pleuronectiformes; Cynoglossidae. The transcript has 3 exons. Bases 897 to 1367 code for a protein of 156 amino acids.
CAGAUGUUUAGAAACACUGUGCAAGCUCACCAGCCUGUGCGUCAGAGGACGCCGAUGGUCUGGUCAUGUUUCCAAACGUGACGGUACCUGGUGUGAGUGAGUAAAAAUACUCAUACGGCUUAUAUAAAACAUGGGCUCCAUUAGUUCAGUUUCACAUGGAGUUGAGGAUGAAUGUUCUCAUUGGACACAGACCAGUUACUUCUAUACAAUUAAACCAAUAAAUGACUCAGGGCCUCAGAUGGUCGACAGCCAUUCGACUUAUUUGCAAUUAAGAAGCCUUGUAUGUGUUGACAAACUCUUACGCUCUGGUGCACAGAGGAGAAGACACUGAGGCAACACAACAGCCAGAGGACAGAGAGGAUGGUCACGUGUCUCUCUCUCUCUCCCACUCUCUCUCUCCCUCUCUCUCUCUACGGUUGUAGUCAAACAGCGAAUCACGGAAUCGCGUGUUGCGGAGAAUUCCGAGGGGCGCGGUGCGAGCGCACAAGUAGUCCGGCGUUGACAGGGAUUGGGUGGAGGAGGUGGAGGUGGAGGCUGGUCGUGGACGCGGGCUCAGGAUUGGUGGAGUCCACCGACAAACUUGUUGACUCCUCUUAUCUGAGCAACUCUUCUGGCUCCACGGCGCGGAGCUGUCCAGGGUCAGUGGUGCUGAAACUGCCGCCAUUCAAACUGACCCGCUGGGAAUAAUCCCGUCCCGUUCCCGUGUCCGUUGAACUCGCGUGCUUCUCAAAGUUACACCCAAACGUUCCGCUCUCCGUGACGUCUCUCUCGAACGUCAAUUGACGGAAUUUCCAUCCGCUGUCACAGCUUCCCACCCGCGGAGCUCAAACUCAGAGCCUUCAACUUCAGUAGUCCGUCAUAGGAGAGGACUCCGUCCCGGUUCUAAAGGUGCAGCCAUGGCUUUCAUGGUAAAACACGUGGUUGGAGGACAGCUGAAGAACCUGACGGGAGGACUGACGGAGGAGAAGCCCGAAGCGGAGAAGUCGGACGCCGGAGCGAAGGGCAUGACUCAAGAGGAGUUUGAACAGUAUCAGCAGCAACUGGAGGAAGAGAAACAAGAACGAGAAGCUCAUUUUGCCCAGAAGAAAGCUGAGAGAGCAACAGUGAGAACACAUUUUCGGGAGAAGUACAGAUUACCAAAGAACGAGAUGGAUGAGACCCAGAUCCAGCAGGCGGGCGAUGACGUGGAGCUGCCCACGGAGCUGGCUAAGAUGAUAGCUGAGGACAACCAGGAGGAGGCGCACAAGCAGUCGGUGCUGGGCCAGCUGUCCAACAUCCAGAAUGUUGACAUGGACCAGCUGAAGGACAAAGCCCAGGCCACACUGGAAGAUCUGAAAAAGCAGACGGAGAACUGCAGUCUCAUGUGAUUUGGACUAGGUUUCCGACCCAGAAGAUUAGCGUUUUUGUUUUUUUUCUUGUACAAAUAUUUUUCAGAGGCAGCGCUGCUCUAGAGUUAGAAAUGUUCUCGUUGCUUCGGUGGAAUGUCAGUUGGCAGAGCCACAUAAUAACAGUUUUCCUAGCUGUGCAGAGUUGGACGGGCGCCCUGUGGUCAGCCAAAAUGGCUGCUAGUUUGAAAUCAUACUACGACCGGAGAGGAGGUGGAACCCUGGUGUAGUUCUUGGUGCGAUAGCUUUUGUGGAUUUCCAUGCUGAGCUUAAGAAAGUCGGAACUCACACACACUUUGGCACACUGUUAUUAUUAUGACAACUUGCAUUGAUUUUUACCAACAAGAUUAUUCCUGUAAUCAGAACAAAAACAGAUUUUUUUAUGUUUAAAACCCCUGUCUGAACCUGACGUGACCGCUGAUUACUCAGUAUAAUCCUGCAGCUCGGCUCUCAGGUACACAGUGUGUGUGUGUGUGGGAGGGCUUCACUUACAAACAUGAAAACGAAGCAGCUUCUUUAUCAUAGUAGAAACUAAACAUCUGCUGCCUGGUCGGAGCCAGUCUGCGUGUUCUUCAAAGGCCCACGUGACUUUAUUUCUGUGGUACAGAGAGAGAGUGUAGGGUUAAAAUGGACAAACUGUAGCCGCCGAGCCCUUCAGCACCGACACACCUCCCACACGCAGAUGCUGCCUGGAGAAUAACACCGCCUGCGUUUAAGUGUCAUGUGUGUCUGGAUUAUUUCAGCGUAGAAUUAAAAUAACGCAGCCAUUGGUGUGGUUGUUCACCUUUAACUGAAAAAGCACAAAAUCCUAAAUAAAGGCAAUAUUCAUUUAGAGAAAUACACCAGGCUGGUUGUUGUCAGAAGUAGCUCACCGCUGUUACAAGCUAAACUUGGGUUUAAUGGGUUCUACUAAAAACAAAAAAACGACUUCAAAUUUUUAGCACGUUGACCUCCAUCAAGACUAUUUUUUAAACUUAUUUUCCUGUCAGGAUUUGUGAGCUCAUUUCCACAAACACGAGCCUUUUUGGAGUUGAAUUUGAUGAGACGUAGAUAGAUAUAAGUACAGAGAUGCCUUACAGUGACUGUGUUGUGAUUAAAAAGUGUGUACAGUCACCGUUUAACUCAGCAUCUGACGCUAACGACUAACAUCUGUCUCGACCCGUUUAGACUCAUCAACAUUUUUUUUUAGCUUUCCAUUUAGUGUGAGCGAAGUGUCAACGUUCCAGAAGUCGUGUGCCAAAGAAAACGGCGUAAACGUGUCACGUGUGUUCGUUAAAAAACACCUAUACAAACAUGUAUGUUUCGUGAGAUGAAAAUGUGUUUCCCACUUCAGUAAAACCAGAGUCUCGUGUUGUUGUUGUUGUUGACCUGACCUCCUGACCCUGACCCUGACCUCUGCGUCUUUGUGGUGCAGUUUUGUGACGAUGGAUUUUUGUGUUGUGUCUGGAAAUGUGAUACUGUACGUCCAUUAAUGUCUGUCCAAAUAUUCUGAGGUUUGGACUGGACGAAUCUAUGGAGGCGUGGCCUAAAAGACCUGAUGUCGUCCAUGUCGACUCACGUUAGUGUUGGUUUAUGUUCGUUAGGUAGCAGCAGUGUGAAAAAAAAGAUGAAACCAACAAGGUUCAUGUUAUUUUCAGUGAUUAUUCCGACGUCCUAGAUGAACUGUAUAUUUGUAUGACGUUCCAUUAAUAUAAAGCAGAGGGAAAGGUGCAAUAAUAAGUCGUUUGUCUGUGACGGUAAAUGUAGUUAAAUAUCAAUGGGUGGAAACAGAAGCCAUAAAGAAUACUGUUCUAUAAUAUAAUAAUGAUUAUAUCAAUGCUUCUGCUGACGUUCUGUGCUCAUGUUUUUUUUCCUUCUCUCUCUUGAGGAAGUGCUGGUCGUUACAUGCUAACCUUCCUGUGCUGUUGUGUGUCUGUGAGUUUCAUUAAUUCUGGCAGGUUUUGUCGGCAAUAAAAUAAUUUUUAGAAAAAAAAAACAAACACCCGUCAGCGCUGUGACUGUAUGUUGCCAUUGACCAGCACUCUUCUGUUUUCUUUAGA